Messenger RNA from Planococcus citri (citrus mealybug), 2526 nucleotides. RefSeq lists its product as uncharacterized. NCBI's taxonomy places the organism in Eukaryota, Metazoa, Arthropoda, Insecta, Hemiptera, Pseudococcidae. The record is from RefSeq and is a predicted model, not a curated record. The transcript has 12 exons. Bases 221 to 2242 code for a protein of 673 amino acids. Gene Ontology annotation, molecular function: oxidoreductase activity, acting on the aldehyde or oxo group of donors, NAD or NADP as acceptor.
ACUUCUCAAAACACUUCCACUUUCCACUUCCUUUUUGGUCAAAGUUGAAAGUUCAUUUUCCAUUUUGUGCAUCGGUUCAUUAAUCGUAAAUAUUUCAUAAUCCUUUCAUAUCUAUCGAGUGAAGAUUAAGAGGAAUGAACUUCAGAAUUUGAAAGUCAUUUAGCAUCAACAGUCCAAUCAUUUCAGACACCUCUACUCUUUAUUACCUAACGAAGCAGCAAUGGAACUAGAAAAUAUCAUUAAUAAAUUGGAUCAAAACCGCAGUCACACUCAGUGUUUCAUUGAUGGAGCACUUGUUGAUCUACCGGAAGAGAAAUUCAUCGAGAAAGUCACCAUAUUGUCUGAAAAGCCUUGGAAAGAUUAUCCCGAUGUAUUGGGAAGGAUAAGUGAAGUUAUCAUUGAAAAGAAAACUGUAUUGGUGAAUAUAGCAAGAAAUAGAAUUCAUCAGACUGAUUCCGAAAUCGAAAAAGACAUACAGUUCUGCUCUGAGAUGUUUGCGUUUCAAUCUUGUCUAUCGCGUAAAAUAAAAGUGAAUAAAUCAUCAGAUAUAGGAGAUGACUUUGUGGAUUCAACGACUAUGCAAGGUUUUCACGGCAUGAUCUUAGACGAUUGUCCUAUAUUCACUACGUUGAGUUUAUUAACAGCUGCACCCAUCGCUUCUGGAAAAUUAUCAACGUAUUUAUUCGUUAAUUCGAAAUAUUCCGCGAUUUCUGUUUGUUUCGCUGCUAUACUUAUCGAAGCCGGAUUACCUAAAGGGAUUGUUAAUGUUGUGCCGCAUUUCGAUGAAAGGUCUCUUCCCUUACUUACACCUCAUGAUUUGGACAUUUUUGGUGUGAUACCUGCUGAAAUCCUAAACAACUGUCAAUUUCGGUUUAGUAAAAUUAUAUUGAAGAAGAAUUCUCCAAACCCAAUAAUUGUACUGAAAUCUGCUGACAUUGAUUCCGCAGUUGACAACAUUGUUUCUUGCACUCAAUCCAAUGAGGUAUUCUGGUUUCCUAAUGUGAUUUACGUUGAAGAACCUUGUUACGAAAAAUUUGUGAAAUGUUUAGAGUUUGUUGUAAAUAAUCGUAAUGCUUCGUAUAAUUGGAACCAACGCAGUUCUGGAGUAGAUCAAAGACUUGAAAAAUUUCUAAGAGAGAAAAAAGAUCAUGGAGUAAAGGUUGUUGAGUUAAUUCAUCGAUUUCUGAAAUGUGUAUUUUUAAUAAACGACGAUGCUGCUGUAACCUUACCCACAAUUUCUGACGAAGAGAAAUCUACUUGUCAUCGUGUAAUUUCCAUUAUUCCAAUUCGAACAAUGCAAGAAGCUCUUUCCCUUGCUAAUUCUUUCAGCGGUGGUAUAGGUGCUUCUGUAUGGACCAACGAUGCUCUAGAAAUGAUGUCUUUGCCGUACAAAUUAAAAUACGGAACAGUUUGGGUCAAUAGCGCGAAUCGAUUUAGUCCAGUGGUUCCAUUUACUUCGUGGAGUUCUGGGUAUGGAACAUUUACUGGAAAACGAGGAUUUUUUGAUACUUUCCGCAACCAGAAAAUAUUUGACCCACGUUCAAUGCGCAGAUAUGAAAGUUCAACGUUUCCCAAAAAAGAUAUCUCGCCAGUAGUGAAACAAUCUCUUUCUGCAUUCGCAACCUGGCACAAAUUAGACGAGUCAUCUAGAGCUUCUUUCUUACGUAAUGUUUCUAUCCUGAUGGAAAACGUUUGGCAAACGCGUUUAAAAAAAAUUAGCGAUGAAAAACUCUAUUUUUUGUGGCGGUUUGGUAUCGAUUCCAUCAAGGAAUGGGUUUCAUAUACAACCGAUAAAGUGUACGAGCAAUCUUUUCACGAGAAAGGCUUCCAAAUCGUUAGUCGUAACGAGCCGCUUGGCGUAAUAGCUAUUUUAGCUCAUGGAAAAGGAGUAGGCGAGCUACUAUUUGUCAUAUCCGCCGCACUCAUGUUCGGCAAUACCGUCAUAGUGGGGAUUCUAAAGAAUGAAGAAUUUCCUACUCUUGCUACCGAAUUGGAAAAUUUAUUCAAAACUAAGCCUGGAUUGGUUAGUGUCUUAGUUGAUACUGAGGAAUCUCUUCGGGAUCAAUUUACAUCCAAUAGCGAUAUUUCUUCUGUAUGGAUGGGCGCGAGUUUUUCCAGGUUUAACCUCAAAAGUUGUACGUUGAAAGAUAUUUUUCAAAUUUUUGGCGAAAAAUCGGAGUCAGAAAUGCUUGAAAUUUCUGCUACUAGACCGAAAUCGAUUUGGUUUCCUAGUUUGUGUUGAUAUUUCUUAGUUGUAAUCUCAACGACUGGGUCGUAUGAUAACUUUCUUGUAGAAAAUUGAGUAAAAAUACUCUGUGAUAUUGUGUAGAAAAUCUAUUUUGGAGCCGGUAACAUCGAUUCAUUUUGAGACUGAGUUAUUUCAUUUUAUCUGUGUUCAGAAUUUAAUGUCAGUUCAUAUGCCUUACUGAAUAUUUUAUGCUUGUAUGUAAUAAGAUGCUAAUUAUAUUGUAAAUAAUUUUUAUUUUUCAAUUCAAUUCAACAAUAAAUAAACAUUUUUAAAAUUAA